UCUGCUUCCCCUGUUUCCAGAUAUCUUCCCAUUAUUUCACAAUUUCUUUUUCUCGGUCUCUGUCUGUAUCGAUUGAACUUUUGGUGUCUGUGCUCUUGUCGGAUCGUUUGGAUCCCAGGAGCUAUUAUAUUCUGAGGAAUUCCUCUUUCAUUUGCUCUGCAUGGGGUUUUGAGAUCGCUGCAACCACAACUUGAACUAUGUUCUGCUGUGGAAGUAAGGAGGAGGAAAACCACGGUCUCCCAGCUAACCACUAUACUGCACCACCCAGAGGCGAAGAUACAUACGGCAUCGGGAGAGAAGAACCAAGGAGUUCCAACAUGGUCAAAAGUGGAGCUCCUCAGAAAGUAUUACCCAUUGAAACACCAGCUAUAUCAUUGGAUGAGUUGAGUAGGUUGACCGGCAACUUUGACACAAAGGCUUUGAUUGGAGAAGGUUCUUAUGGUAGGGUAUUCCAUGCAAAGCUGAGUGAUGGUCAGGCUGCUGCAAUAAAGAAGUUGGAUACCAGUUCAUCACAAGAGCCAGACUCAGAUUUUGCAGCUCAGUUAUCAACAGUUUCAAGGCUUAAGCACGAGCAUUUUGUUGAGUUAAUCGGGUAUUGUUUGGAAGCAAAUAAUCGAAUCUUGGUACAUCAGUUUGCGACUAAGGGUUCUUUACAUGACAUAUUGCACGGGAGGAAAGGUGUAGAAGGGGCUGCACCUGGUCCUGUUUUAAACUGGAACCAAAGAGUCAAGAUUGCCUACGGGGCAGCCAAAGGCCUUGAGUUUCUGCAUGAAAAGGUGCAGCCUUCUAUAGUUCAUCGUGAUGUCAGAUCUACCAAUGUCCUACUUUUUGAUGACUACCUGGCGAAAAUUGCCGAUUUUAACUUGUCAAAUCAGUCUUCUGACACGGCAGCUCGGCUGCAUUCAACUAGAGUCUUGGGAACAUUUGGCUACCAUGCUCCAGAGUAUGCAAUGACAGGGCAGAUAACUCAGAAAAGUGAUGUUUAUAGUUUUGGAGUUGUUCUUCUGGAGCUCUUAACGGGAAGAAAGCCUGUAGACCAUACAAUGCCCAAAGGACAGCAAAGUCUUGUUACUUGGGCAACUCCAAGAUUGAGCGAGGACAAAGUGAAGCAAUGUGUUGAUCCCAAGCUAAAUAAUGACUACCCACCAAAGGCGGUUGCUAAGUUGGGAGCAGUUGCAGCGCUCUGUGUUCAAUAUGAGGCAGACUUCCGGCCUAACAUGACAAUCGUUGUCAAGGCUCUCCAGCCACUUCUUAACUCAAAACCAGCAGGCCCAGACUCUCAUGCCUAA
Juglans regia (Persian walnut) is the source of this 1289-nucleotide messenger RNA. RefSeq names its product probable protein kinase At2g41970. The record is from RefSeq and is a predicted model, not a curated record. Gene Ontology annotation, biological process: protein phosphorylation. The transcript is spliced from 8 exons. Gene Ontology annotation, molecular function: protein tyrosine kinase activity; ATP binding. The coding region runs from base 198 to 1289 and encodes 363 amino acids. NCBI's taxonomy places the organism in Eukaryota, Viridiplantae, Streptophyta, Magnoliopsida, Fagales, Juglandaceae.